Messenger RNA from Malania oleifera, 3995 nucleotides. Its product is annotated as potassium transporter 2. The coding region runs from base 1305 to 3680 and encodes 791 amino acids. Gene Ontology annotation, biological process: potassium ion transmembrane transport. The transcript has 11 exons. Gene Ontology annotation, molecular function: potassium ion transmembrane transporter activity. Lineage: Eukaryota; Viridiplantae; Streptophyta; Magnoliopsida; Santalales; Ximeniaceae. The record is from RefSeq and is a predicted model, not a curated record. Gene Ontology annotation, cellular component: plasma membrane.
ACCUAAAUUCGCUCGCUCCUAUAUUAUAGAAUUUAGCAAUUUUCUUCACUGCUUAAAAAUAAAAAGAAAAUUCCAACGAUAAAUUUUUUUUUUGUUAAUUCCACGAGGUGAGAGAAUCAAAGAGCCUUCCUCAUUCCCAAUUAAAUCCAGGAAGUCAUAAAUUUUCGAAUCCCUACAUUCCCGCCCUUGAUAUUUUUUUUUUUAAAGUUAGAAUUUCAUUGGCGCUAUGAUCUUUCCGGUUAUUGUUCGCAAACCCUAAUCAUGAGAAUCAAGUAUCAGACUUGAAAUUUGAAUUUAGGUUUGUGCAAAUUUCUGCAACAUUCAGUGAAUUCUGGAUUGUGCUUUGUUAGAACUAACGCAACUUCAAAUCCAAGCUUUCUGUCUCUGAUGAUGACAUAAGCUUCCAAAGUUGCGCACGUUCUCCUUUCUAUAUUACGCAAAGAGACAUUCGCCAUUGUCGGUUGCUGGUUAUUGAACGCCAAUUCUGUUGGUUUAGUCUUCAAAUCCUGCCAAAAUCGCCGCUCUCCGCACCACCGUUCGUAAUCUCUAGAUCUGAAACUUCUUAGCAGUGCAGAUUUAUGUAUCCACUUGGUUUUACAAGACACUUUUGAUUAUAUGCGACAGCAAAGCGAAAAUCGGUGAUAAAUUGGCUGCUCUGUUUUCGAAUCCAGAUCUCUAAGGAUACGGCUGCUUUUGAUUAAUUGCCGCGGCCAGUGGAAAAAGCAGGACGAGACGGGAAAUAAGACUAUUAUUGCGAACAAAAAGCAAGGAAGAGACGAGCAUGAUGGAGCUUUAUGGAGCACUUUAGAUCUCGUGCGUUCACUGCAUUAAUGGCGGAAACUAAUGGCUUCCUUAUUGUUUUAGAUCCUCUCGAUUAAUAAUGUUCGUUUUAUCUCGUGGAGCUUCAUAAAAAAAAACGGUCGUUAUCUUCGAUUGCACAUCGGUUUGGAAUCGGAAGGCGAAGCAAAACGACAAAGCGGGCGGUUCGAAGUAGGCACAAGAAGGACAAAGCUGAUCGGGCACUGGCUGGAAUGGAAAAGCUAAUUCAAAACGAUAGUUACCAAAGAGGUUAAACAUUUAAUGGUGGGGAUCGUUAGAGGCCGGUAGUGCUUAACAUCCGUUUGGUAAGACUGCAUGUUCAGCUGAAUCAGCUCUCAUGGCUUUCUCCAUCAAACCACGUUCUCCUGCCUCUUCAUGAUCAGUUCUAAUUCCAUCAUCACUCACGAUUUUCUGGAGAUAAGGGCUGAUCUGUAAGAUACUGUGUUCACCGGUAGAAACAGAGUGAACAUCAACGCCUGAUAGACAUGAGUACUGUGUAUGGGAAGUGCUGGAGCUCUUCAAAGGAGUCUUGGAGGACCACUCUGCUCCUGGCUUACCAAAGCCUUGGUGUGGUGUAUGGGGACUUGAGCAUUUCCCCCAUAUAUGUUUACAAGAGCACAUUUGCAGAAGACAUUAAACAUUCAGAAACAAACGAAGAGAUUUAUGGUGUUCUUUCUUUUGUCUUCUGGACUCUCACUUUAGUUCCUCUAUUCAAGUAUGUCUUUGUUGUCCUUCGAGCUGAUGACAAUGGAGAGGGUGGUACAUUUGCCCUGUAUUCUCUGAUAUGCAGGCAUGCAAAAGUAAGCCUUCUCCCCAAUAGGCAGGUGGCCGAUGAAAAACUCUCUACAUAUAAAUUUGAGAACCCACCGGAGAAGAAAAACAGCUCAGGGAUGAAAAUGGUGCUGGAAAAGUACAAGGUCUUGCACACUGCUUUGUUAAUAUUGGUUCUUCUUGGUACUUGUAUGGUAAUCGGAGAUGGCCUUCUAACUCCUGCUAUUUCAGUUUUUUCUGCUGUAUCUGGCCUUGAGUUAAGCAUGUCUAAAGAAUUCCACCAGUAUGCCGUGGUUCCCAUCGCUUGCUUUAUAAUAUUGUGUCUGUUUGCCUUGCAACAUUAUGGCACACAUCGGGUUGGAUUCAUUUUUGCGCCGAUUGUGUUGACUUGGCUGCUAUGCAUUAGUGCCCUUGGCUUAUACAAUAUAGUCCGCUGGAAUCCACACGUGUACGAAGCCCUUUCCCCUUACUACAUGUACAAAUUCUUAAGGAAGACAAGGAAAGCUGGGUGGAUGUCUCUGGGUGGAAUUUUAUUGUGCAUAACAGGCUCAGAGGCAAUGUUUGCUGAUCUUGGACACUUCUCAUACACUGCAAUUCAGAUUGCAUUCACGUCUCUGGUGUAUCCAGCCCUUAUAUUGGCAUAUAUGGGUCAAGCAGCUUACUUGUCAAAACAUCACAACACCAUUUAUGAAAUCAGCUUUUAUGUCUCAGUUCCAGUAAGUGUUAGGUGGCCAGUCAUUAUAAUAGCAAUCCUUGCUUCUGUUGUGGGAAGCCAAGCGAUCAUCAGUGGAACAUUCUCUAUCAUCAACCAGAGCCAAUCACUUGGCUGCUUCCCAAGAGUCAAGGUUGUUCAUACCUCUGACAAGAUACAUGGACAGAUCUACAUCCCGGAGAUCAACUGGAUGCUCAUGAUCCUUUGCAUGGCUGUGACCAUUGGGUUUAGGGACACAAAACACAUUGGGAAUGCAUCAGGGUUGGCAGUGAUGGCAGUAAUGAUAGUAACAACAUCGCUUACUGCCUUGGUCAUAGUCCUGUGUUGGCACAAACCCCCCAUUGUUGCUCUUAUCUUCCUACUUUUCUUUGGCUCCAUUGAACUACUCUAUUUUUCUGCUUCCCUUACCAAGUUUCGCGAGGGGGCUUGGCUUCCCAUCCUUCUAGCCCUCAUCCUUAUGACAGUCAUGUUUGUUUGGCACUAUGCCACUAAUAAGAAGUAUGAGUUUGACCUCCACAACAAGGUCUCAUUGGAAUGGCUUUUAGCUUUGGGUCCAAGCUUGGGAAUUGCUCGUGUCCCUGGAAUUGGAAUAGUGUUCUCUGAUCUCAUCUCUGGUAUUCCCGCAAACUUCUCCCGCUUCGUUACCAAUCUUCCGGCCUUCCACCGUGUCCUUGUGUUUGUGUGUGUGAAAUCUGUACCCGUCCCUCAUGUGCCACCGGCUGAGCGCUAUCUUGUGGGCCGUGUGGGCCCUGCAGCUCAUCGAUCCUACAGGUGUAUUGUCCGUUAUGGGUACCGUGAUGUCCACCAGGACAUUGACUCGUUCGAAUCAGAACUUGUUGAUAGACUGGCUGACUUUAUCCGGUAUGAUUGGUCUCGCACAAAGGGAACUGCUUCAUGUUUUGAUGAUGAUGGGUCCCGAUCCGGUGAAUCAUCAUCGAGUGAAUGUAGAUUGACAGUGAUUGGUAUGGUGGCAUUCUCUGGCACUCCAGCUUAUGAGGAGAGUUUGCAGCCUGCUAGUGUAUCCGUAGGGUUUUUGACAGCUGAAAGCGUGACGGAUGUUAUAGAGAUGGAUCCUGUUGGCGGUGUUGAAAGAAGGGUAAGAUUUGCUGUUGAGGAUGACUUUGAAAUGAGCACCCGAUCUGAAAUGGAAAUGCAAUUGCGAGAAGAGCUGGAAGAACUGUGUGCAGCUCAACAGGCUGGGACUGCAUUCAUACUUGGGCACUCCCAUGUUCGAGCAAAACAGGGAUCAUCUGUCUUGAAGAGGUUGGCAAUCAAUUUUGGGUACAAUUUCCUGAGGAGGAAUUGCCGGGGACCAGAUGUGGCUCUUAAGGUGCCACCAGUAUCCCUCCUUGAGGUUGGCAUGGUUUAUGUUGUGUGAGCUGUGCACAAUACUAGUUUUGUCUGGCUCGAGUUAUUUGAGAGGGAACUUGUAAGGGAAGAGAACUGAGCAAGGAACGAACUGUGCACAUUUGCUGAGGACCAGGUUUGUGCUAUAUAAGGGGAAAAAUGGCUUUUCCUCGGAAAGGAUGCAUUUCCAUCAUAUGCAUAAAGAUUAAUAGUCAUAUGCACUUAAAAGUAUCAGUAGCAUGUAAAAUCUUUCUUCUGUGUGUAAUGUGCCUGAAUUUUUCAGGCUAAUGGUCAAAUGCAUUUUCAGCAUCAGCUACAUGUAAAAAAAUCUCCUUUUUCUGUGUAA